Messenger RNA from Owenia fusiformis, 2147 nucleotides. The record is from the annotation of a GenBank genome assembly. NCBI's taxonomy places the organism in Eukaryota, Metazoa, Annelida, Polychaeta, Sabellida, Oweniidae.
AAUAAAUUACGACAGGCUAAUACUUAUUUUAGGUCAAACUUUGCAAAUAAACAUAGUUUGGGGUCCAAGAUUUGUUUAUACAGCUUAAAAGUGAAAUCAAAAUUGGUUUUGCUACCACAAAAUAUUUUUGGACAUAUGCAUCGAGAUUAUUCUUAAAGAAGUAGCUAUAUAGUUUCCAUUGGCGUUUGUGAAUGGGACUAGACUAGACCUUAUAUCAAAACAAAACGUUGGACUGUCAACAUAUAACCCUUUAAGGACUUGGAAUUUAUCGGAACCCAGUUAUAGCAUGCACUUUGACUGAGGUUACAUUCAGUGAAGGAGCCAUGUCUGAAAAUGCAAAAUCCAUGAAGAUACCAAAAUGUUUGCUGAAAGACGAAGCAGGGAUAGCCAUCGACUUAGGUGGAUCGUGUAUUAAAUGUGCUUACUACCAGUUCACGUCAUCAAGCGACCCGGAUGAAAAAGUAGAUGUCACAUGCAUUACACUCCCAUCCCAAGAUGUUCUGGAGAGUAUUCGGAAAAUUCGUAUAAUUAUGGAUGGCAUACCAUACAAGUGGGACACAUAUACUAUGAACGCUACUGGAUUUGCUAGUUACAAGUUCAAAACCGAAAUCAUUGAUAUUCUCGGGAUCCGCGAUAUGAUACCAAGGUCUGAGUUUGACAUUUGUGUGAAAGGCCUAAAUAUAUUCCGCGAUCAGCUGUCACCUGAGCGAUACGUUGAAGAAAUGGACAAAGACAUCGUUGCGGCAGCUUACAAAAGCUUACGGGAUUACCAAUUGAUAAUGAGUAAGAUGAUGAAAGAAAAGAAAAUAUCCUCCGACACCAUUAACAGAAAUAAUGAUGACCUGGAACACAAUACAGCUAACCACAAGGAAAAUACAAUUCAAAGCAAAAUACCUCUUACUGACCAUGUGGACAACAAUAACACAAACAUUGAUACUAAUCGCCAAAGAGAGGAGAAGCACCGUACUGUUGAUGCCGAGAAUAACAUGCAUGCGCCUACUGCAAUUAAUGGAAACAACCAGGGGCAGGGAAAUACAAACGCCCCCUAUUUAUUAGUGUCAUUAGGGUCUGCAACCUCUAUCAUAAAAGUUGGGUCCAGUGGUAGUUACAGUAUAGUUGAUGGCGUACCCCGCGGAGGUAGACAGUUCAUCUCAUUGAUCUCCCUCAUCACCGGGGCUAAAAGCUUCGAAGAUGUUUCUGACAUGUUGGAGAAAGGGGAUCACAAACAGGUCGACACAUUGGGUGUUGAUUUAAAGAAGAUCAGUGGAAACAUUCACCAAGGGGGAGAUAUGUACUCGGUUAUUCCAGACAAUGCUACAGCUUAUGCAUUUGGAAACGCCAUGUGGAAGACAUCGGAUGACUUCAGAAGAGAGGAUCUUGCUGUCGCAGUGUUAAAACCAUUAGUAGAUGAUCUUGUUGGUACAAUCAUAAAUGCUGCAACUACACAUGCUGUUAAGACUGUAUAUUUGACAGGGGGAUUUGUAAACCAGCCUACAAUUAAGAGCUUUUUCACGAAGGCAAUAGUGUUCACUUCUACAAAGAAACGGAUUAAGACGGAAUUCAAGUUUAUCCAAAACGGGAGCCAUCUUGGGGCAUUUGGAUGCUUAUUGUGUGUAUGAUAGAUCCAUGACAUUUUGAGCAAUUUUUCUUCAAUUGAAUUGUAAUUCGCAUUGCAUUGCAAUUUGUGCUUAUUCAAAAGGAACCACUAUGUUCAUUAUCAAAAUACAAUGUUAAAUAAAAUGUAUUGUAAAGCCUACAUUGGGCGUUUGUUAUACUAAGUGAAUGUUUUCCAUCCAGUUAUUAUUCAUCAAUAUGGUGAAGGUUUUCAUGAUUUUUAUGUACGCAAGUUCAUUAAAGAAGCGCUAUACAUAGUUUAAAAGAGAAGAGGAACAAAUAUCAUGGAAGCAGUACAUAUACUAUAAUACCCUUUGGAGGAUAUAUUACAUUCUGACUGGCUUGAGACGUGAGUGACGCAUCGUGAAAUACAGAUAUUUCGGCAUUAUGGCGUAUGUACAAAUACUAACAAAUAUCUUUAGUAAAUACAAAUGCCAAAGGGAAAGGACAAAGAAAUGUAAAGAAGCCUAGCAAGAAAAAGAAACUCUAAACCUGUAAUAAGACUCAUAAUCUGACGUGAAAAGAAAAAAUGU